Lagopus leucura (white-tailed ptarmigan) is the source of this 3447-nucleotide messenger RNA. It is a transcript of the gene TAF3, whose product is annotated as TATA-box binding protein associated factor 3. Gene Ontology annotation, cellular component: transcription factor TFIID complex. NCBI's taxonomy places the organism in Eukaryota, Metazoa, Chordata, Aves, Galliformes, Phasianidae. Gene Ontology annotation, molecular function: protein heterodimerization activity. The transcript has 7 exons. Bases 44 to 2836 code for a protein of 930 amino acids. The record is from RefSeq and is a predicted model, not a curated record.
GCCCAGGGCGGGCGCGGGCGAAGCGGAGCCGAGCCCAGCCGGCAUGUGCGAGACGUACUCGCGGUGGCUGCUGCGGGUAUCGGUGGCGCAGAUCUGUCAGGCGUUGGGCUGGGAUUCGGUGCAGGUUUCGGCCUGCGAUCUCCUCACCGAUGUGCUGCAGCGGUACCUGCAGGGAUUGGGCCGGGGCUGCCACCGCUACUGCGAGCUCUAUGGCCGCACAGAUCCAAUUUUGGAUGACGUAGGGGAUGCCUUUAAGCUCAUGGGGGUUAAUCUACAUGAACUAGAAGACUAUAUACACAAUAUUGAACCUGUGACUUUCGCACAUCAAAUCCCUUCAUUUCCCGUCAGCAAGAACAAUGUCCUACAGUUUCCUCAACCUGGGAGUAAAGAUGCAGAAGAAAGGAAAGAAUAUAUCCCAGACUAUCUGCCACCUAUUGUUUCUUCUCAAGAAGAAGAGGAAGAGGAGCAAGUACCAACUGAUGGAGGUACAUCUGCGGAGGCCAUGCAGGUGCCGCUGGAAGAAGAGGGAGAUAUGGAAGAGGACGAGGCAAUUAAUGAUGAAAAUUACUUGAGCAAGAGACCGUUAGAAAGUCCUGAUGCUGAAGAGUUUCCACCCAUGAAACGACCAAAACUGUCCGUUUCUAAAGGAGACACUCUAGAUGGAGCUUUGGAACCACGUGAGCCUCUUAGCUCAAUAAACACUCAAAAAGUACCUCCAAUGCUUUCUCCAGUUCAUGUUCAGGACAGUACAGACUUAGCCCCUCCUUCACCAGAACCACCAAUGUUGGCUCCUAUUGCAAAAUCACAAGUGCCAACCCCCAAGACAUUAGAGUCAAAGCCGCUUGCACCCAAGACAAAGUCCAAAACAAGUUCUCCAGGACAAAAGACAAAAUCACCUAAAACUACUCCCUCACCAGUGGUUGCUGGAAGUCCCAUACGUUCACCAAAAACUGGAUCCAAAGAAAAAAAGUCACCAGGUCGCGCCAAGAGCCCAAAAAGUCCCAAAAGUCCAAAGGCUCCUGUUCAUGUUCCCCCACCACCUGUUAAGCCCGAAACACCAAGUAGAACCCCUCUGGCUGCAUUAAGUGACAAAAUAGGAAAGGAAAACAUUCAAGUAAAACAAGGACAGACACCACCCGAGCCUGUGACCAAGCCAAAUAUUGAAAACCAGACUAAGAAAUUACCAGUGAUGGACAAGACUAUUGAUGAUUCAAUAGAUGCUGUGAUUGCUCGUGCAUGUGCUGAACGAGAACCCGAUCCCUUUGAGUUUUCCUCUGGUUCUGAGUCAGAAGGGGAAAUUUUUACCAGUCCGAAAAGACUUUCUGUUUCGGAGACUACAACUACAACUCCUAAACCUUCUGUUUCUGCUAAUUGUUCUAAUAAGGCAGGAGCAACUCCGGUACCUCCAUCAGGUGGGACUUCAAGUUCAGACAUUUCAUGGACAAUGGAUGACUCGAUUGAUGAGGUCAUUCGAAAGGCAAACAUGGGAACACCUUCUAAUCCACCUGCGAACUUCGCUUACUUCUCUUCUCCUUCUGCUUCACCACCAACUCCAGAACCUCUUCUCAAAGUCUAUGAGGAGAAAACCAAGUUGGCCUCAUCUGUAGAAGUAAAAAAGAAACUGAAGAAAGAGCUGAGGACAAAAAUGAAGAAGAAAGAGAAACAAAAGGAAAAAGAUAAAGAGAAAAACAAGGAGAAAAACAAGGAGAAGGAAAAGAACAAGGAAAAGGAUAAAGACAAGGAAGCAAACAAGGAGGCAAAGUUUCAGUGGAAGGAACUUCUCAAAGAUGAUGAACAUGAUCCCUAUAAAUUCAAACUAAAAGACUUUGAGGAUGCUGACACAAAAGUAAAGUUGAAAGAUGGCAAUACCAAAAAAGAGAAAGAAAAACAUAAAGAUAAGAAGAAAGAGAAGGAGAAAGGCAAAAAAGACAAGGAUAAGAAAGACAAAGAGAAAGUUAAAGAUAAGAGUAAGGAAGAUAAGAUAAAGCCUCCAUCAGCACCUCUUGUGUUACCUCCCAAAGAAAUGUCUUUGCCCUUGUUCAGCACACCAACUGCCAUGAGACUUCCCAGCAUGUUACCUUCCUUGUCUCCUAUGCUUCCUGAAAAGUUGUUUGAGGACAAAGAAAAACCAAAAGAGAAGAAAAAAGACAAAAAAGAGAAGAAGAAAAAGAAAGAAAGGGAGAAAGAUAAAGAAAAGGAAAAGAAGGAUAAGGAAAAGGAGAGGAAGGAAAGAGAGAAGAAGGAGAAAGAAAAAGAGAAACAUAAACAUGAAAAGAUAAAGGUGGAACCAGUUGUUCCGGCUCCAUCACCAGUUAUUCCUCGGCUGACACUAAGAGUGGGUGCAGGCCAAGACAAGAUAGUCAUCAGCAAAGUGGUGCCAGCCCCAGAGGCCAAACCUGCUACUCCUGUGAGCCGGCCCAAAACACCUCCCCCUGUGCCAUCGCCUGUACCAGCUCCUGUGCACGUCACCCCUCCUCCAGCUCCAGCUCCUGCUCCUCCACAGCCUACAGUCUCACCUGCCCUACUUCCACCAGCAUCCCCAGCCGUCUCUGCAGCUGGAGGCUCCAAAGCACCUGUUAGGAGCGUGGUGACUGAGACCGUCAGUACUUACGUGAUUCGAGAUGAAUGGGGUAACCAGAUCUGGUUCUGUCCUGGCUGUAACAAGCCAGAUGAUGGCAGUCCAAUGAUAGGUUGUGAUGACUGCGAUGAUUGGUAUCACUGGCCUUGCGUCGGAAUUACGGCUGCACCCCCAGAAGAGAUGCAAUGGUUCUGCUCCAAGUGUGCCAACAAGAAGAAGGAUAAAAAACACAAGAAAAGGAAGCACAGAGCACACUGAAGACUUGGCCGUGGAUUGAAGUCGUGCGGUCGCUUCAGCGCUUCUGCCCUGACUCCGUCACAGAGGGAUGCGGUGUGCUCGCGUCUCACCCUCCGUCAUCGGGUGUUAUGGGUUUGACUCUGGAGUGAACUGGGGGCAAGGAUCGAUUGUCCGUUCGGGGGCUGUUGCGUUUCUCAGGCUGUGCGAGCCCAGGGGGGUGGAUUUGGGUACAUUCUGAUGCUGUCUUUCACCUACGGAGGGCUGUUUUUUGCACAGAGCUGUGUGAGGACUUCAGUAGUUAAUGGUGCCGCUCCUGUGGCUCGGCAGCAACAAAGAUGAAUGUUGUAAAUACAGAUAGCUGUCCUAUUCUUGAUUUGUUUUUUAUUCCUCUGAAACCUUUGCGGUAAGGUGCUGAGAGGAGACGAAAAUGUAAAUUGCAGUAAUUGUAAACCUAGAAGACCUUUCUGGAAUGAUUUCUUUAGUCUGGGUGAAGUUCAGCCUCUACUCCUGCUGAGCCAGAUAAUCAUAACGUGGAAAUAAAAAGUGGCUGGUAAAUAUUUUUGUGACAAGAAUAUAAGAAGCUUUUUCCCUUGAUUUUUAGUACUAACAUAAAAUAAACAUGUUCAAGCUUU